This is a messenger RNA of Hymenoscyphus albidus, 1470 nucleotides long. NCBI's taxonomy places the organism in Eukaryota, Fungi, Ascomycota, Leotiomycetes, Helotiales, Helotiaceae. The record is from the annotation of a GenBank genome assembly.
AUGCCUCGCAGAUCUCGUGAUUGGGAGUUACCUCACGGUUUGGGUGGGUUCAAAACUGGUGAAGGUGAGGUCGGUGGACCCCAAGCCAGAAAGCGCAAAGCACAAUUGGACAACGCCAAUGACAACAAGAAACUCAAGAACAUCACCAAAACCUCAAUUGACCAAGGCAGCAAGCGAAAGUACGAUGUUUCCCCAUUUCCUACUCACUCCAGCCCAACCCAUGAAGAAGCUGUCAAUGUCGCCAAUUUGCUUGUGGGAGAACAUGGAGCACCCUAUGAACCCAAGGAACUUCCCCCAGCUUCAGAGGAAGUUGCUGGAUGUGGCAAUGUAUCAGAUGUCACGGAAGCGACGAUGAGAACAUUGCUCAGUGGAGCCGUUACCAUGGGAGCAGCCAACAAUAUGUUGGUUUCAUUGAUUGCUGCAUUUCCAGCCCCCAAGGAUUCAAGCUGGACUAUUGAUUGGAAAUUCAUCCGACAAAGUGUCGCAGAGGAGCAGCUUGAUCAAAAGAAGCUCGCAAAGGUCCUUUCCUCUGGUGGUUUGCAAAAUUUGAAGGCUGGACACAUCAUCCAAGCCCUCCAAAUUAUCUAUGACGCUAACAUGUAUCGGAUGAGCGUUCUCCAAAAGGAAUUGGAUACUGGUGUUGCAACCACAGUCACAAAAGAGCACCCUGAAUUUCCAGCAUUGUCAAACCUUUCAGCAGAAAAAAAGGCUUCCAUUAUUGCUCUCCUGAAGAAAGACGCCCUUUCCUUGGACUGGCUCCACAUGCUUGACGACAAUCGCGACAUAUUGGAUGUUCUUCAGACAAUUCGGGGAGUUAGCGUCAAAACUGCCUCUUGUGUGGUGUUGUUCUCCUUACAGCGCCCAAGUUUUGCGGUUGAUACUCACGUUCAUCGUAUGUGUACCUGGCUUGGCUGGGUCCCUGAUGAUGUCCCAGGAAACGCUCCAGAGAAGACAUUCUAUCACUGCGACCUCAAAGUUCCUGAUCACCUCAAAUACCAAUUACACCAGCUCUUCAUCCGUCAUGGUCAGGAUUGCUUCCGAUGCACAGGCAAAUCUGUACCAGGAACCAAGCAAUGGAACGAAACUGAGUGUGUUCUUGAAAAGUUGUUGGACAGAAAUCUAGCUCACAAGAAAAAGGGUGUUGCUAAGAAUGGAGGUAAGGGCAAACAAGCAGGUUCAGCAUCAGAUGAGGGCAAUGAAGCAGGUGUAAAGGACAUUGAUGAUGAGGUUAAGGAGGACUCCAUGGAGCUUGUUGCAACAAUCGAAACGGACAACACAGAAUCAGCACACCCAUCGAGCGAAGAGAUCAAGGAGGAGACGUCUGAUUCUGAGGAGAAACUUGUUGAAACUGCUGCAGUUGAAGCAAAGAAAGGCAGAAAGAGAACACGAAAGGAUGACGAUGAUGACGAUUACCAGGAGACGAAGCCUUCAAAGAGAGCUAGACUUUCGGCAGGAAAGAAGGUUGGAUAG